GAUCGUGUCGCGGGGGUGGUGGGGUUGAAAAUCGGCGCUUGCCCGGUGUCUCCUGUAUACCUCUAUCUCCCCUCGAUUUCCUUCCCCUUUUUCCAUCCACUGCCCCCUAUAUUCUCCGUGCCGGUGCCUCUUACUCCUACCCACGUGCGUAAGAGGUACGUGUGCGUGCGGUGGAGGCGCGUAGGCACGCACACGCGACCCGUUGUAGAAAACGUAGCGCAGCAUUAUCGACGCGCCUGCGCCGGCCGAUUGUUCGGUGGAGGGGCGGCUUUGCGGCGCGUAGUGGGGGGCGCGUGUCACCUGUCGUGGUGGUGCGCGGUGUCAGUGUAACGGCGACCGCCGUGAGUUACGGAUCGUUGAAGUGGUGCUGCGUUUGGUGUCGUCUGAUCGCACGGUGCAUCGGGAUAAACGCAUACGAUCGCAUAUCUACGUACGUGUGUCGAUUCGUCGUUGCCUACCUCUCUCGCGUACACGCACGCGCCUUCUCUCUCUCUCUCUCUCUCGCUCGCUCGCUCUCUUUACCUCUCUUGCCGCCUCUCUCUUACCUCCCACUCGAAUACCUCCCUCGUCCCUUUUUCGAUCGCCGAUUUUCGGAUCCGUCGAGGUGCGUGCGGGCACGCCGCGUUCGAUCUCGUGAAUGUGCGCGAUCAGGAAGCCGGUCGUCCGCAAGGAAACAUGCGUGAGCAGAGCUGGAGGACAACGACUGCGACAACGACGAGGAACACGCUGCACGUGACUGCGGCACCCUCGCACGUUCUGCUGCAGUGAGUGGAGAGAAAGGGAGGAAAAAGAGAGUGAUAGAAACACGUCCUUUCUCCUUCCGCUGUUACGUCGGAGCCUGUGCUUAACGGGGAGUAAAAAAGAGUGCCGGUGGUUGGUGCGGUAUUCGUGAGUUACCGAGGAUCUUUCUCCUUUUUUUCUCGUGAUCUACGGAGGAGACUACGAAUCCUGGCACGUUUUCGGUGUCGUUCGAACCACCCGAGAGAAGAUGAGGCGUACCAUCUUGGAAACGAGGAUGCACCCCGUGUUAUCCUGUUGGUGCGUUGUCGCCACUGUCACCCUCGUCCUCGCAGCAUGGCAGGAAAACAUCAGGCCGAAGAUGUACGUCCAACUCGGUGCGGAGGAUGUGUUCAGGUUUACGGGGAACGAGACGCACACAGACUACUUUCGGCUGGUACUCCGGGACGGGAACUAUCUUCUGGUCGGCGGAAGAAAUCUCGUGCACAAUCUGAGCCUGACCGAUUUGACCGAGCAGCAGAGGUUGACUUGGUACUCGACCGACAGUGACGUGAAGAUGUGCCUGGUGAAGGGCACGCCGGAGGAGAAUUGCCAGAACUAUAUUCGCAUCCUCGUCAAGACGGACGCGAACACGUUGCUUGUGUGCGCGACUAACGCGUUCAAGCCGAUGUGCCGUGACUACGGGGUGCACGCCGGCAAUUACACGAUACUGAAGGAGAAGGGUGGCCAGGCGAUGUGCCCCUACGAUCCGAGGCACAACAGCACCUUCGUUUACGUGGACGGGGAGCUUUACACGGGCACUGUGGCCGAUUUCGCGGGGAUGGACCCGAUCAUCUACAGGGAGCCGCUCCAGACCGAGCAGUACGACUCCAAGAGCCUAAACGCGCCAAACUUUGUCAACUCCAUGGCCCAGGGAGACUUCGUCUACUUCUUCUUCCGGGAGACCGCCGUGGAGUACAUCAAUUGCGGCAAGACCGUCUAUUCUCGCGUAGCGAGAGUCUGUAAAUACGAUCGAGGUGGUCCGCAUCGAUACCGCAAUAGGUGGACCUCGUUCCUAAAAUCCCGUCUUAAUUGCUCCGUUACCGGAGACUUUCCUUUCUACUUCAACGAGAUACAAUCGACGACGGAAUUGAUAUCGGGCCAGUACGGCAAUAAGUCGGCGCAGUUGAUAUACGGGACGUUCACCACCCCGGUGAACAGCAUAAGCGGCUCGGCCGUGUGCGCCUUCUCCUUGCAGGACAUCACCGACACGUUCAAGGGCAAUUUCAAGGAGCAGAGCGCGAUCAACUCGAAUUGGUUGCCGGUGCAGAGCACCAAGGUGCCCGAUCCAAGGCCCGGCCAGUGCGUCAACGAUUCCCGAUCUCUGCCCGAUCUCACCCUCAACUUCAUCCACACGCACUCCCUAAUGGACGAGCUGGUCCCGAGCUUCUUCGGCCAACCCAUCGUCAUUCGCACCAGUUUCCAUUACAGGUUCACGCAGAUCGCCGUCGAUCCCCAGGUGAAGACUCCCGGCGGCAAGACGUACGACGUGUUGUUCAUCGGGACGGACAACGGGAAGGUGAUCAAGGCGGUGAACGCCGAGUCGGCGGACACCCACCUUAAGGUCAGCCCCGUGGUGAUCGAGGAGAUCCAGGCGUUCCCCUCUACGGUGCCCGUUCGAGGCAUCAAGGUGGUGAGGGCGUCGCAGGCAGGCGACGGCCUCGAGGACGGCCGACUGGUCGUGAUCGCCGAUAGCCAGGUGCAGGCGUUGAGGCUGCACCGUUGCUACAGCGAUAGGAUCUUGUCGUGCGGCGAGUGCGUGGCCCUUCAGGACCCGUAUUGCGCGUGGGACAAGGUGGAGGGCAAGUGCAGAGCUUUGGUCGGGCCGGCUGCCACGGACGCGAGCAGAUUCCUCCAGAGCGUGGCGACCGGGUUGCACGCCUCCUGCCCGCCCAGCAAAAGUCUGAACAAGGAUGCCGGCAGCGUUGGCGCCAUCUCUGCGAACCAGAAUAAAUUCCCACCCGACUCGAUGAUCCCCAACAAGGAAGGCCAAGGGGGGGAGAUCAUCAACAUCAUGCAGGACGAGGAGCAGGAUAAUUCAGGUCCAGAAGUAUCGGCGGCGGACUCCCCCCCUCCGCAAUACUCGGUGGAGACCCUGGUGAUGGCCGUCGUGGCUGGCGCGUUGGCCGCUCUGUUAGUCGGCUUCGUGGCCGGUUACCUGUGCGGCAGGAAAUGUAGAAAGGACGAGGACGAUAAUCUGCCGUAUCCGGACACGGAGUACGAGUACUUCGAGCAGCGGCAAAAUGUGAACAGCAGGCUGGCGCCAGAGCCAAAGCUAUUGCCCCAGGAGGAGGUUACCUACGCUGAGCCUGUUCUGGUUCCGCAACCGCCCAAGCUCCACUCGCCGAAAGGCACGAUGCGCAAACCACCACCGACCCCGACGGAAACGCUGUUCCAGUUCCCGGACGGGUACGGUUUCCGCGGGGCGAGGGACAACUUCGGCACCCUUCGCUCGCACCAGGGCGACGCGUAUCGGCGCAACGACGGGUUCGCGACCACCCGCAGCGUGAAGAAGGUUUAUCUCUGAGAAACGAGCGAGGAGGGAGGUGGCCGCCACCGGAGCUUAGGGCGGCCAGCGCGCAACCGGCACAACGCGACCACAGCGGCAAGGAGUAGUCGCGCUGUGACGUCAGGGGGACAGUCGAAUCGCGAGCUCGCGGGGCCAAGGGCGCUAGAGUCGCCCUCGCCGCCCUCGAGCGUUUCGUCCAGUUCCCCGUCCCCUCCCUCCUCGUCACCCUCGCCGACCCUCGUACCGAUCGCCAUGAGCGGCGGUGGCUCGCCCCCGCCGCCGACACCGCCCUGCAGCUACAUAUAUCGAUCAUAGUCGUCGUCGACCACGUCGGCGUCGGCCUCGUCACCGCCGCCGUCGUACUCGGCUUCUUGUUACGCGACGCCAGCCGCUGGGACGCCGUUCUACAGCCCAGCCGCGCGUUCCGAUCCUGUAUAGUAGCGUGUUCACCACCACCACCACCCCCCUCCCGUGCGAUCGAGCGAGAGUUGGAUCCUCGAUCGCGUGACGGGCGCGCGUGAUUUUUGAAACUUUUUUUUUUUUUCUUUUCGUUCCCUUUCGUUCCGCGCUCCUUGCGUUCCCCGCGGUUGAUCCUCGGUUGCCUUUCAGACCGUCGGAAUCACCGAUACGCGCGUCGAUCCGGUCCACCAGGAUUACCGAGUAAGUGAUCAUCGCCGCAUCACCACCACCACCGCCACCACCAUCACGCUUCGCGCCGCUUCGUCGAGGAAGAUCAUGUAACAAAGAAAGGUUCGAGAGAGAUUUUUCAAGAAGGAGAAGAGAUAGCAGAGAAAGAGAAAGAGAGAGAGAGUGUGUAUAUAUAUUAUUCCUUAUAGAAGAGGAAGGAGGUGAGAUGAAGGCGCGUUGAUCGAGCUUCGCUCGGUGGUCAGGCGAGAUCGGCGAGAUCGUGCGUCGAAUCGUUCGCGAUGGAAUCGUGGCGAUCUCCGCCGUUUUAUAUCGUUUCUUAUUAUUAUUAUUAUUAUUAUUAUUAUUAUUAUUAUUAUUAUUACUAUUAUUAUUAUUAUUAUUACUAUUAUUAUUACUAUUAUUAUACGAUACCCGCGCGUAGUAUUACGACAAAGGUUACUUCUCGUGAAGUCAAUUAAAAGAGACUAUCGUCGGACUCGACUUGCGAUUUUUCUAAUGUUGUAAUAUUUAAACGCGAGUGAUUGACAGUGCCAUUAUUGUUCGCGUAAUACUACCGCGUGCCUCGAAAAAAAAUUUAUUAAGGGAUUAUAUUAAUCGGUCGUCGCGAACCGAUUCUUGUUCUUCUCUUAACGCUCUCGACCAAGGUUCGAGAGAACGAGAAAAUGAGAUAUUCCAUUGAUACUUCGUAGCAGUCACGGCAUCGUGCCAUAAACACACACACACACACACACACAUAUACACACGAUCGACGGAUUUCACGGAGUAAAAUCGCGGAGAUCGUCACGUCGCCUUUACGAUGUGUUGGUUAAUCGAGCAAGACUCUCUUUAAGUGUCAGGCAGUUUGACGAAACGGAGUUACCGCCGAGAGAUUCCCACGGAUUCCUAAUUUUCUCGUACGUUUCGAAAACACGCGUUUCACCACCUGCACAUAUACGUAAUACAGAGAGAUAAGAGAGAAAGAGAGAGAGAGAGAGAGGAAGAGAGAAAAGAGAGAAAGUGAGUGUGUGAGAUGUGUCUAAAAGAAGAGGAGGUGUUUAAUCAGAGACACGAGAGACAUUAGCCAGAGAGGAGGAAGGAAGGAAGAAAGGAAGGAAGGAAGGAAGGAAGAAAGGAAAGAGGCAUAUAGGACUUGUAUGUAAAUAAAUUCACGUUAUAUACAGAAAAAAAAGAGAGGAAGAGAGAGAAGAAACAAAUAACAUAUACGAAGGAGUUUAAUAAAAGAGUUCUAUGAGCUGCAGUGAUUUGUAAAGGGAGAAACGAGAAUCAGUCCAUCUAGAGAAUCUGGGCCCGAUGGUACACGUAGACAUCUAUCUUAAAGUGCUUCUUAUUUCAGUGUGUUUAGAAGUAACGCGUAUGUGAUAUAUAUUAUAUGACGAGGUGUUUUUCUAGGCGUUGAGAGAAAGCGGGAGAGAAAGCGAGAGAGCGAAAGGAAAUGACUGAUAGAGGGAGAAAUAGCGAAUGUAUGUAUGUGAGAUGUAUUAUGAGAGAGAGAGAGAGAGAGAGAGAGAGAGGUAGGGAGAGAGUGUGUGUGUGUAUGAAAGAGAAAGAAAGAGAAAAACGGUGAGGAGAGAUGUAUAGUAUCACUCUCUUCGACGAAUUUCAAAUAGAAACGAUGAUGGACGCGGCGAUGAACUCGACGAUCCUUUGUUCACAGAGAAUUCAUCGGUCGUGCUUUCAUAAAACAAUCGUAACCGCUUCCCCCUCCCCUUCCCCCUUCCCAAAAAAUUAAAAACCCCGAUAUAUCCGAAUUUUUCCGCUCAUCCACUCUUCGCGUACUCUUCGUCUACUCUUCGUCUCAUCUUCGUCGCCGAGUUAAAUCCCGAUUCUGUGAACAAUCGAGCGAGAGAGUUCGUCACGUUCGCCGCCUUCACGAUUCGAUUCACUUUUUCGAUUAUUAAUUUUUCCGUUCUUGUUCGACACGCACACAAUUACACCGAGUACACGAGGAUUUAACAACAAAACAACGUUUGUUAACAAAAUAUUAGGCGUUUUCUCGUAUGCGUAUUAUAUACGCCCUUCGGUUUUCGAUCGGUCAAGACACCACCCCCGAUCGACUCUUUUUUCGAUUGAAAAAAAAAAAAACGAAUAAGGCC
This is a messenger RNA of Apis laboriosa (Himalayan honeybee), 6027 nucleotides long. It is a transcript of the gene Sema1a, whose product is annotated as semaphorin-1A. The transcript is spliced from 9 exons. The record is from RefSeq and is a predicted model, not a curated record. Gene Ontology annotation, molecular function: semaphorin receptor binding; chemorepellent activity. Bases 989 to 3304 code for a protein of 771 amino acids. Gene Ontology annotation, biological process: positive regulation of cell migration; semaphorin-plexin signaling pathway; negative regulation of axon extension involved in axon guidance. NCBI's taxonomy places the organism in Eukaryota, Metazoa, Arthropoda, Insecta, Hymenoptera, Apidae.